Papilio polytes (common Mormon) is the source of this 1823-nucleotide messenger RNA. RefSeq names its product tryptophan 2,3-dioxygenase (gene vermilion). The coding region runs from base 127 to 1332 and encodes 401 amino acids. Gene Ontology annotation, molecular function: L-tryptophan 2,3-dioxygenase activity; heme binding; metal ion binding. The transcript is spliced from 10 exons. Lineage: Eukaryota; Metazoa; Arthropoda; Insecta; Lepidoptera; Papilionidae. The record is from RefSeq and is a predicted model, not a curated record.
AGUUGCAUGCCAGUAUCAAUUAACCGCGCGCCGAGAGAGCGCGAACGCAGAUUCCGUGCCGCGUGUUUAUUUCAAAUUUGGAAUUAGUUAUUUCUUUUUUUUAUUUGUCGCAUUUCCAGAUACAAAAUGGCCUGCCCAAUGAGGUCAGUAAUGGACGAUUCAGGCGCCCAAGAUGGCAGCCACCUCGGCAACGAGGCGGGUAUGCUGUACGGAGAGUACCUGAUGUUAGAGAAGCUCCUCACCUCGCAGCGGAUGCUUAGUGCUGAGUCUUCGAAGCCGGUGCACGAUGAACAUUUAUUUAUUGUUACUCACCAAGCUUACGAACUGUGGUUCAAACAGAUUAUCUUCGAGGUGGAUUCAGUACGUUCACUGUUAGACGUUGAGGGAUUGGAUGAAGGGCAUACCAUGGAAAUUCUGAAACGGCUCAACAGAGUUGUACUUAUAUUAAAGUUGCUAGUCGAUCAAGUGAUGAUAUUAGAGACGAUGACGCCACUGGACUUUAUGGACUUUAGACAUUACCUCCGCCCCGCCUCCGGCUUCCAGAGUUUGCAGUUCCGACUCUUAGAGAACAAGCUGGGUCUAAAGCAAGCUCUUCGUGUUAAGUACAACCAGAAUUAUCAAACGGUGUUCGGCGAUGACCCUGAGGCUAUGGAAUCUUUACGCAAAUCAGAGGAGGAGCCAGCUCUUCUUGCGUUGAUAGAGCGGUGGCUGGAGCGCACGCCGGGACUCAACACGCACGGUUUCAACUUCUGGGGGAAGUUCCAGAACGCUGUUGACACCAUGAUCAAAGAUGACAUCGACGAGGCGAUGCUUGAACCGAAUGAGGUAGUUCGAAAACAUCGUCUCCAAGACGCGGAGAAUCGCCGGGAGAUAUACCGCUCUAUAUUCGACCCUUCAGUGCAUGACGCGCUGCGCUCCCGCGGGGAGAGGAGGUUGUCGCACAGAGCUCUUCAGGGUGCCAUCAUGAUAACAUUCUACCGCGAUGAGCCGCGCUUCUCGCAGCCGCACCAGCUGCUCACGCUGCUCAUGGACAUCGACAGCCUCAUCACCAAGUGGCGCUAUAACCAUGUCAUAAUGGUACAACGUAUGAUCGGAUCCCAGCAACUGGGAACUGGCGGUUCUUCUGGAUAUCAGUACCUCAGGUCUACUCUUAGUGAUCGUUACAAAGUAUUUUUGGAUUUAUUCAACUUGUCAACGUUCCUGUUGCCGCGAUCCCUCAUCCCGCCGCUGGAUGACGGCAUGAAGAGAAGCCUUAAUCUAACUUGGGGAGAUAAUAUUAAAGAGAAUAGUCAAAAUGGACAAAACAGCCAAAACGGCUUGGAAUUUUUAUAGUGAAAAGAUUUUAUUAUUAAUGUACUAGCUUUUAUCCAAGACUCCGUCUGCGUGGAAUUAAAAAUAACUAAAGUGGGAAUAGGUCUUUAAAUAUAGAGCAAUUAAUUAACUAUAUAUAUACUAAUUUUAUAAAGAGGAUAUAUUUUUUUUUGUAUUGAAAUAACUCAAAAACUACUGGACCGAUUUGAAAAAUUAUUUCGCCGUUAAAAAGCUACGUUAUCAGUGAGUAUAGGCUAUAGUUUACAUUAUUUUUUAAUUUCACGUGAACGAAGUCACGAGCAACAGCUAGUUUGAUAUAAAUACAUACAUUUGUGACAUGUCGCGUUGUUUAUUUAGUACAAAAAAAGGUAAAACUUGUCAUUGGGUAAUUCUAAACAAGCUAGAACCGAGAAGUAUAUUGAAGUAUUUUGAUUUAACUUGGGUUAUAUCCAAUAAUAAUCUUUGUUGGUGUUUUCACGUUGGAAUUAAACAAUAAACAAUUGUAAAGUAUA